Messenger RNA from Notechis scutatus (mainland tiger snake), 2689 nucleotides. The record is from RefSeq and is a predicted model, not a curated record. NCBI's taxonomy places the organism in Eukaryota, Metazoa, Chordata, Lepidosauria, Squamata, Elapidae.
UAGACAAAUUACAGUUCCAGCCUGUCAAGGCAGAUAAGAGACCAUGUGAUGCAGGCAACCCUGCAGUAGACGGGUGGCAUCGCAAGGUAAAGGUGCGCUGCGAGGCGCAGAGGAAGCAAGGAAGCGAGCGAAGUAGCCAGCCAGCCAGCAUCUCUUGCGAAGGGGGGGCGUCAAAGGGCUUCUCGCUGCUACCCGGGAGCCUAGCAGAGUUCUCCCUGGAAAAAAAUAAAAUAAAAUAAAAAGCAGUCUAUCGGUAGACAAGAUCAGCAUCCGCCCCGGUCCGAGCCCGUCGGAGAGAGACAGCAAGCAGCAUGUCCUUCAACCGAAAGAACUGGUCCGCGCUGUCCAGCCUGGCUCAACAAUGGUCUGUUGAGGAUGGAGAGGAGCAGGAGAGAGAGCGCAGGCGAAGACAUAGGCAGCUGAGUUCCACCUCUGAAACGAAGGAGGAGGAAUCCUCCAGUAGCACAGUACAGAAGGUGACCAGUCAGACACCAAACAGGGUUGAUAAUUCCUUAGAGGCAAAGCUGCUUAACUUGGAAAAUUCAGCACGGAAAAACGAGAAGAUUGAACCAGUUUCAGUAAAUAAACUGGAAGGCAGGAGAGUGAGGAGGAGAGCAGAGUUUUUAAAUAAUAUAAAACAAGAGAAGAAAAUACUAGUGAUUACUAAGAAAUUUGAAAAGGAACCUCCUGAAGAGAAUCCUACACCUCCUCCAGAAUCAUCCAAAGAAGAAGGAAGAGCAGAAAAAUACGAAGCCCCCAUUCAGCAAAAGGGUGCUUUAGAGGAAAGCCCUCAAAUCCAGAGUCAGAAAAAAGAGGAGAUCGCAGUGGAGAAACAUGAAGCCACGAAGCAUGUGAAGGACCUCAAAACAGAUGAGGAUCAGGUCUUCAAAGAGGAGGAGAAGGUCCCGAGCGUAUGUGAAUCUCAGAGACUGGCUGUGACCCAGAAUGAGGUGGCUUCUCAGGAACCUCAACGAGUUUCUUGGGAACGUAAAAGCAUCAGCAGGCUUGAGGUGAAAAUUCAGCCAAGAGCUAGAAAGUUUACUGAUCCUGCUGUAGCCACACCUGCUUCUGAGGCACCACAGGUCACAGAAAGAGCUAUUCCCAAAUUAAAUGCUAAAACUAUAAGGUCUCCCUCUGGUCAAGAAGGUUUUGAUGCUCCUAUACUAAUUUCUGAACCCCGGAUUACCUAUAGUAGCUCAUUCAACCGGAUCAGUCCAAGGACAAUCUCAUUCCGGGUUGUUCCAAGGAAAGAAAGACACGAAGAUGCAUUAAACAGAAGGCAAGUAGAUAUUACCUUCUGCAAUUCCUUUGCUAUUCCUUUGUACAGUUUGCAUUCUUGCCCCAUCUUUGUGAUAGAAGGACAGACAACAACAGAGUGGCAACAGAGAUCUAUAUACUUCAAUAGAAAAUGUUUUGAAAGUUUGAGGAUCCCAGGAGGAGUCUCAUCCCGAAUAAAUCUCUGGAUAAGUCGAACUCAGGAAUCAAAAAACAACGAAGGAGUCAAGGAUGUUCAGAGAACUGGGAACACCAUACAGGGGAGUUAAUUGGAAAACUGAUCUGAUGGUUUGUGAAGGAAAUCCAAGAUGUAACCAGACAUGCUACUCUCAGGAAAACUUGCCCCCAUUGAAACAAAAGGCAUGGAUCUCUUGGAAUUCUACUAUGUCCCUCAGUUUAUUGCUCUAUUCUUCUAUAGAACUGACCACCUGGCAAAGAUAUCUAUCAGCCAACAAUGCCUACAGUGCCUUUUAUUGAAUGGGGCUCUUGAUGACUUAAACGAUUUGAUGGAUAGGAAAACUGACCUAUGACAGAAAAACUAUAUUUCUAUAAUCCAUUUUUAUCUUUUUAUUGCUAUAUCAUCCAUCCUUGUCAUCCAAAAUUAAGUUGAGUCUUACAUUUUAUUAGCAAAUAUGAAAUACAUAUGGCUUCUUUACUGGAUCAUGUUUCAGCUAUGUUUCCACCACGAUGAAUACUUUAUAAGUUUGCACCAAGCAUUUGCAAUUGUUGCAUAAAUGUAGCUUUGCCUGUUCUUGCUGAUCUUAUUAUUAUCUAAUUAUGUUAUUUGAAUAAAAGAGGGAUGUUUUAAUGGGGAAACUAUGCUUAACCCUAAAUUGAUCAGAGCCAUGAGGAGGUUUAAAGCAGAGACUUACCUGAAUGCUGUAAGUAGAAUAUAAGCCAUCUGCGAAUUGUAGGGGAAAAGAAGGGUGCAAUGUGCCUGAAUAUAUAGAUGAACUUGUUUUGCAAAAACCAUAAAAAAGUAAUGUUCUUCCCUCCCUAAAAAAUUGCCAAGGAGUUAUUUUGUAUAGUAAAGUGCAUUCUAUAUUUAAAUAAUAUUUUUAUAAUAUAUAUUUGUGUUUCAGCUUAGUCCUAGCUAUUACUGAAUCUCAGUAAGACUAAUGGAAGAAUUUUCAUGUUUUCAACAAGAUUUGCCAAUCUGUAUACAUCUAUUUAGGUCUACUGCAUUCAAAAGCUCUUAUCCCCAGAUAAAUGUACAGUGGAUUGCAACUAAUGUCAUGGCUAAUUUUAACUGAAUCAGGGCUAUGGGUUGACAUCUGUCUUACCUAUUAGCAUGUCAUAAUUAAACAACUUAGAAGUCACCCAUAUACACAUGCUACUUAAAUUCAGUAGUGGGGAUUGAAUUUUACUUUUCACUUUUCACGAUAAAUAUCAUAAUAAAUAACAUUUGUUUCAA